Molecule: messenger RNA, 6205 nt
Organism: Tyto alba (common barn owl)
Lineage: Eukaryota; Metazoa; Chordata; Aves; Strigiformes; Tytonidae
Product: sialoadhesin-like
Source: RefSeq, a predicted model, not a curated record
AUAAAUAGUCCCUGAGCGGCGAGGGACAGGCGCCAGCCCCGAUGCCACGGCUCGGGAGCCCACGCUGCUGGGGACACAGCCACUCCCAGGGUCCCCGCUGCCCAACGGUGACCGCGAAGACCGGCCGCCCCCCACCCUCGCGGCGUGAGCCUGCCCUGCCUCGGCCCCCGGGGACCCCCCCCCCUGCCCGGGGUGCUGCCAUGCGCCUGCUCGUCCUCCUCGCCACCCUCGUCCCUCCAGCCCUCGGCUCGUGGGGGGUCGCCUACCCCGAGUCCCUGCGGGGCGUCAGGGGCUCCUGCGUGAUGAUUCCCUGCACCCUGAGCUACCCCGGGGACGUGGCGGCCGCCGACGGCAUCGUGGCCAUCUGGUACAAGGAUUACAGCACCCAGAAGGUGCUGGUGUACCACUCGGCAGCCCAGGAGGUGGACGCUCGCUUCAGGGGCCGUGCCCAGCUCCUGGGGGACCCCGCCACCCGCAACUGCACCCUGCUGCUGCGGGGGGUGACGCCGGAGGACAGCGGGCCCUACAGAUUCCGCUUCGAGAUCGUCAACGGCGACCGGUGGUUGGCGAUGCGGGAAGUGAUGCUGAGCGUUUCGGACGACCUCGAGCACCCGAGCGUUGCCGCCAGCGAGGAGCAAACCGAGGGGCAAACGUCGACUUUGGAGUGUUCCACACCUUACGGCUGCCCGCCGGGCGACGUCGCCCUGCGCUGGGAGGGCUACGACCCCCAGGUCUCGACGGUGUCCGGCCGCGUCCGGCUGGACACGAACGAGGUCAGCCAGCGCCUGACCCUCACCACCUCCUUCUCCUGGAAGGACCACUCCAAAAAACUGCUCUGCCAAGUCUCUUACGGCUCCAGGAGGGCGAGCGGGGAGGUCGUCCUGCGGGUGAGACACGCCCCUAAGGACGCCCAGGUGUCGGUCGACCCGCCCGCGCAGAACAUCCGCGUGGGCGACGCGGUGUCCCUCACCUGCGAGGUGAGCAGCAGCUACCCCCCGAUCUCGGGGUACCGCUGGUACAAGGACGGGGUGGCCGUGGGCAGCCGGCGGGUCCUGGCCCUGCGGGACAUUCGCCGCACGGACUACGGGCAAUACCACUGCGAAGCCGAGAACGCUGUCGGGGCCGGCGCGGCGCCCGCCGUGAUGCUCUACAUCUUCUCUGCGGAGAUCUCGGUGAGCCCCGCGGCUGAGGUGCGGGAGGGGACGGCCACCACCUUGUCCUGCGACGUCCCUGGCCGGGGGGGCCAGGACCUCAACUACACGUGGUACAAGAACGGGGCCUGGCUGGAGGAGGGCACGGCGCACACCCUGUUCUUCCCCCACGCUGCCGCCAGCGACGCCGGCUUUUACUCCUGCAAGGUGACAAACGACCGGGGCAGCGACACGUCCCAGCCCAUCACCCUGAGCGUGACGUACCCCCCCCGGCCCCCCGCCGUCACCCUCUUCCAGGAGACGCCGGGCGGCAGGCUGGCCGUCAUCCGCUGCGCCGUGGACAGCCACCCCCCGGCCACCAUGGCCCUUUACCGCGACGGCACCUUGCUGGCGGCCAGCAGCUCGGCGGGGGCCCCGCGCCCGCGGCCCGGCCUCACCGUCACCCCCAACAGCCUGCGGCUGGAGAUCCGCGGCGCGGGGCCGGGGGACAGCGGGGAGUACCGCUGCACGGCCAGCAACGCCUACGGCAACGCCAGCGCUGCCAAGCUCUUCGUCGCCCGCGCGACCGAGGUCCUGAUCCAGCCCUCGGCCGAGGUGCGGGAAGGGGAACCUGUCACCCUGACCUGCCUGGGGGCCGGGGGGGGCGGCGGGGGAGACCCUCUACGCCUGGUACAGGAACGGCAAGAGGCUGCCGGAGAGCUCGGCCCCGACGCUGAGCUUCCCCUCCGUCCGCGGCGAGGACGCCGGCGCGUUCCAGUGCGGGAUCCAGAGCAGCGACGGCAGCGGCGCCUCGGCGGCCGUCCCGCUCCGGGUGCUGUUCCCGCCGAGGCCACCGGUGAUGAGCUCCUUCCUGGACACCCAGGGCGGGCGCCUGGGCAUCAUCCAGUGCACCGCCGAGAGCGACCCCGAGGCCAACCUGACCCUGUGGAGGGGGGGAGAAGCGAUAGCCUGCACGCGGGGCUGCCCUGCGGCCCCCACCCCAGGGUCCACGCCACCUCGACCUACAACAGCCUGAGAGUGGAGAUCCGGGACGUGGUGCUGGAGGACGAAGGGACCUACCUGUGCUGGGCUGGGAACCCCCAGGGCAACGCCAGCUCGACUGUGGAAUUUAGGGCUGAGACCGCCAGCAUCGCGGUUUCUCCGUCCUCGCACGUGCUGGAAGGCCACGCCGUCAACCUGACCUGCCGGCUGAGCAGCAUCUCCCCGGCUCUUCCCAACAUCUCCUGGUACCGAAACGGGCAGCGGCUCGCCCAGAGCUCGGCCACCUCCUUGGUCUUUGGGCAAGUGGCCAGCGCGGACGCGGGUCUCUACCGCUGCAGAGCCACCGUCGCCGGCCGCGGCCGGAGCUCGCCCGCCGUCUCGCUGGACGUGCUGUACCCCCCGCGGGACCCCCACUUCACGGCCUUCCUGGAGACGGAGCGAGGCCGCCUGGCCAUCUUCCAGUGCUCGGUGGCCAGCAACCCUCCGGCCGAGCUAGCCCUGCACCGGGGCGAGGAGCUGGUGGCCACGGGGGCCGGGGGGAGCAGCCCGCGGGUCAGCGCCUCGGCCACCCCCAACACCCUGCGGGUGGAGGUGCGGGAGGUGACACCGGCGGACGAGGGCAGCUACAGCUGCACCGCCACCAACGCGCACGGCGCCGCGUCCCGCCGCCUGUACUUCCGCGUGCAGACGGCCCAGGUCCUCAUCUCACCAUCCGCGGAGGUGCGGGAAGGAGACGACGUGUCCCUGAGGUGCCAAGUGGCGGGGGAGCCGCGGGGCGACACCGUCUACUCCUGGUACAAGGACAGCCGGUGGCUCCAGGAGGGCCCCGAAAACCUUCUGGAGCUGCCCCGCAUCGCCAGCGCGGCCGCUGGUUCCUACCACUGCCGAGCCCACAGCCCCGCGGCGACCAGCGUCUCCCCAGCCGUCGCCCUGCGCAUCUCCUAUCCCCCCCGGGCGCCGGUGCUGACCUUCCUCCUGGAGCCCCCCGAGGGGCAGUGGGGUGUCCUGCAGUGCACGGUGGACAGCAGCCCGCGGGCAGAGCUGGCCCUUUUCAAGGACCGGGCUCUGGUGGCUUCCACAUCGUCGGCCCGGGCCACCAACCCGCCACGGGUCACCGUCACCUCGGCCUUCAACACGCUGCGGGUCAGCAUCCGCCCCGUGCUGCUGGAGGACGAAGGGGAGUACGUGUGCUCCGCCGGCAACACCUACGGCAACGCCAGCGCGGCCGCAAACUUCACGGCGGGCGCUGCCAGGGUCUGGAUCUCCCCUUCCCCAGACGUCCGGGAAGGCGAGGCCGUCAACCUGACGUGCGGGGUGCGGAGCGGCGGCGGGGAAGCGCUGAGCUACACCUGGUACAAGAACCGGGUCUGGUUCGGCUCCGGCGCGACGCCGGCCCUCGCCUUCCCCAGCGUGGCGGCCGCCGACGCCGCUUCCUACCACUGCUCCGUGCGGACCCCGGCGCGGAGCCACAGCUCUGCCCCCGCCACCCUCAACGUCCUCUGGAGAGCUAAGCCCAGCUUUACACCCAGUCCUGUCUCAGAGCCCCGGCAAGCAGACCCGGCCAAACAGCCCCACGGCGGCUGCAGGAGAUUUCGGCGAAGCUUCCCCAAGUUUGUCCUUAAGCUUGGUACCAAACUGAAGCAGAAAAAUCUUUGGCUUUCGGGAAACGCUGCAAAAAAGACGGCUUUAACUUAUAAAUCUGCUGUGAGGAACCCUCCCCGGAACCUGCAGAUGAAGGCUUUCACGGAGAGCGGCGAGGGGACGGCAGUCAUCCUCCUCUGCGCUGUGGAGAGCAACCCCCUGUCUGAGAUCACCCUGCUCAAGGGGGGGCAGCCGGUGGCCUCCAGCCCCCCCGCGGGGGGUGACCACCACCCCGGGCAGAGCGGCCACAUCUCCCCCGCUCCCAACGCGCUGCGCCUGGAGCUCCGCAAGCCCUCCGAGGAAGAUGAGGGCGAGUACGAGUGCCGGGCCCGUAGCCCCCUCGGCAGUGCCAGCAUGUCUGUGCCCCUCCGUGUGUGGGGGGUCAGCGUCGUGGUGCGACCCUCCGCCGAGGUGCCCGAGGGGACCGACGUGACACUGACCUGCCGGGCCGGGGGGGCCCCCCCGGGGACCCUUUAUAUCUGGUCCAAGAACGGGCGGUGGCUGGCGGAGGGGCCCGGGGCCACCCUCGCCCUCCCCGGGGUCCAGCGCACGGAUGCGGGUGCCUACGGCUGCCAGGCGGGGAGGGGGGUGCGCGGCCGCCGGGCCCCCCCCGCCGCGCUCAGGGUGCUCUGGUUGCGGGGGGGUGUGUGUGUGUGUGUGUCUCCCAGGCGCUGCCGGGUGUCGCAUCGCACCUCCAUUCUUCAGCCAGCAGCGAACGUGUCACCCCCUCCAACCCCAACCCCACGGGAGGGACGGUCCCUUGCCACCGCGGGGCGGGGUGGGGGGGGGAUAAACACUAUCCCUGUCCUCGCAGAUGCCCCCCAGGAGCCAUCCUUCAUCUCCCUGGUGGAGCCCCGGGGGGGGCAGCAAGCCGUCCUGCUCUGCACCGUCGACAGCUUCCCACCCUCCGACAUCGCCCUGCACCGGGGGCCCGGCCACGCGCCUCUGGCCUCCACGCAGGGACCGGCCGACCCACGUUUCACCGUCCAGGCGACCCCCAACUCCCUGCGGGUGGGGCUGGGGGGGCUGGGGCCGGGGGACGCGGGGCUCUACGUCUGCUCGGCCAACAACAGCUACGGCACCGCGGCCUCGUCCCUGCGCCUGGACGUGGGAGGGGUCACAGUCACGGUUGAGCCCUCGGCAGAAGUCCCCGAAGGCACCACAGCCACGGUGACCUGCUCGGCCGUCCCGUGGGUGGGCGAAGAGGCCAACUACACCUGGUACAAGAACAGCCGGUGGCUGCGGGAGGGACCGGCCGGUUCCUUCGUCCUCACCCCCGUCUCCAGCGCCGACGCCGGCUCCUACCGCUGCCGGGCGAGCGGGGCGCGGGGCAGUGCCACCUCGGCCCCGCUCAGCCUCCGCGUGCUCUACCCCCCCCGGGACGUGUCGGUCAGCACCUUCCUGGAGAACCGCAGCGGGCGGGUGGGCAUCGUGCUGUGCACGGCCGACAGCCACCCGGCUGCCACCAUCGCCCUGUACCGCCGCGGCCAGCUCCUGGCCUCCAGCCGGAGCCCAGCCACCGCGCCGGGGGUCCGCGCCUCCCCCUCCCACAACACCCUCCGCCUCGACCUGGGGGCCGUGGGGCCGGAGGAUUCGGGGGAGUACGUCUGCGUGGCCGGGAACCCCCUGGGCAACGCCACGGCCGGCGCCUACUUCGACGUGCACACGCUCACCCACCUCCUGCUCUUCACCGUCCUGGCCGGGCUGCUCGUGGCCGCGAUCUGCGUGGCCACCCUGGCCCUCCUGGCUGUGAAGAUGUGGCCCAGGAUAAGGAAGUUUUGGGGCUGGUCCGGUGCCGAGGACACCUUCGAGCUGCGGAGCAAACAGGAGCAAGCGCAGGUGGAUGGAGCUUCCUAAACCGGUGGCUCUCUGGACCUGGAGCAACUGUAGGAGCCGGCGCUGGAAGCGCACAGCCCUGACCUGGCUGGAUCCAGGCAGCCUCCUCCCUGGGGAUAACCCAGCGCCAUCCCCGUCUCCUCCCAGCCCCCUCUGCCCCUCUCCUCUCCCGCCGUGCCCCUCGUCCCUCCCCGCCGUGGAUGUUGUUCUCACGCCGGGCACGGUUCGUGCUCGCCGCCGCGCCUGGUGCGCCACGCGUGCCAGGCACCGGCAAGCUGUGACGGCUCAGAGCUGCUCUCCAGCAGCAAAAUCCCAGGAAAAAUAAAAAAAAAAAAAAAGAAAAAAGAAAAAUCUCUGGGUGGUGGUGCAAGCCUGGGGACAGCCUCUCCAUCGCCACCACCACCAAAGCCACCACCCCAGGGUGCUGCCUGCCGUGGUGCUGCGCAGCCCCUGCGUGCCGGGGCUUCUCCCUGUGCUUUUCCUGUCUGGAAUUAAACCCCGGAGCAACGUGCAGCCGGUGUCUGUUGGGAUGAGCUGGGAAGGGGUUUGUUGCCCUGCUUUGGGAAGGGUGGUGGGCUGGGGGGGAGCCAGGCAGC